This is a messenger RNA of Ceraceosorus bombacis, 2804 nucleotides long. The record is from the annotation of a GenBank genome assembly. NCBI's taxonomy places the organism in Eukaryota, Fungi, Basidiomycota, Exobasidiomycetes, Ceraceosorales, Ceraceosoraceae.
AUGGAUCCCUGGGCAUCGCCAAGUCCAUGGGCGGAAGAAGCCUCAGUCGAAAGCAGCGCUGCAGAUAUCCCUUCAGUCCCUGGGCAGACCGAGCCAGCCUCAACUACCGCUGCACCAUCCUCGUCUCCGAUCAAACUCAAGCUUGACAAUGUGGAACAUGAUCCAUGGGCUACGAGCUCCAGCUCCACGAUUGCAGCAGAUGCGCGUGAAGCAUCGACCUCUAAAGCAGAAGAGAUGAGCACUUCGACCCACGAGAGCUCUCCCACAUCAUACAAGCCUGCAGCGAGUCCAGUUGUCAAUAGCAACGCGUCGUCUGGUGAGACAUGGGUGGAUGAAGGCGCAUCGGCGUGGGGUGGAGCGCCACCUGAGCCAAGAUCCGUCUCCAGCGGCAUCACUGCAUCAGAUGCUUCUCUGUCGCAAACUUCACGCCCAGCUUCUCCUGCUCGCUCGGGAUCUGCAUUGGGCGCGGACGGUGCUGGGGGAAGCGGUGCAACGGCUUGGGAAGCAGGUGCUUCCAUCCCGGACACCGGCGGCUGGGGAGGGGAGAGCGCAGAUCCUUGGGGAGCAAACAGCUCUCAGGUAAGCAUCACGGAGCGCUUCGCUCAGCGCGUAGCGUCAAGGGCAAGGUCGAGCUGACCAAUUUGUGUUGAUCGUGUCAAGGCGCAAGCAACAUCAUGGCACGCCAAGGCGAACAGGUAAGCGUCGCUUCGGUUGCUCGCUCGAUGCAGGGCUGUGUUUCUAGCAAUUGCUCAUGCUGGGCAUGAAAUGCCUCUCCCCUCCGCAGUGAGGCUAGCCCAAUUCCUUCUCCUGCGCCUUCUCCCAAAAACGAACAGAGCCAGCCUGCUGACGCCGAACAGACCAGCAAUGAUGGGAAUGAUUCGGAAAGUGUGCGUCAAGAGCCUACCUCUUCCGCCGCUCAGCCCAUCAGCUCGCGAAUGGCUGCCGCCUUUUCCUCCUGGCGACGUCCCAACAAUUCCAACACGUCAUCGAUCCAGGCAGCAGAACCCAGCGCAAAUAUCUCCUCAUCGAGGCAGGCUUCAUCCUCCACUGCCGCUGUGACUGCACCAAGUAACAGUGCUAAACCAGCUGAGCCAGCUAAAAUUGCCCACCAGUCUCAGGGACCGGGUUGGGCGCACGUCUCGAAGAAGAGCGAGGCGGGACUCGCUGCUCGAUUUUCCGGACUAUUCAGCGGCACGACCGGCGCUCUCGGGGCGACGCCCAAAGUCGAAAGUGCGGCAGAGGAAGACGAAGAGGCGCAGCACGUCGACAAGCCUUACGAAGAUAGGUCAGUUCCUCCUACUGCCACAGUCGACCUAUUUGGAGACUCGAAGGAUACGCAACCCGCACCUGCGACGACUGCUACAGCUGGUAUUGCGAGAUGGCUGAGGUGGGGCCGCAAAGAGGGCAAGCCGCCGCCCGAAGGCAUGACAGCAGACGAUCUCGAGUGGCUCGAGAGCUUACCUCCAGCACCGCAGUCUACCGUCACUGGCGCCAAGGCUGUAGACGGAGCGGAUGAUCUCGAGUCCUGGCUUGGAGACGCCAUGGCUUCGCGGGCUGCGGCAAGCGCUGCACAUCGGCCUUUGAAUGCGCAGCCCUUGACCAGCGGUAGCACGUUUCGCAUUGAAACGGCUGGUCGCGGUGGUAACGCGCCGCUCGAGUCAAGUCCACAGUCGCGAGCGAGUCCUCAGCUAGCACCGCCACCAAGACUCGCCGGGCCGCCAGCCGCAGCACCGCGCUGGCAGCAGUCCGGGGUGAGAUAUAGCAUCGAUGACAGCGGCGGAGAGGAGGAUGAUUAUCAGCCACCCCGACGGAGCAACAGUCUGGUUGGAAGCACCGCUCGUGGCGCGCCUGGGAUGGCUGCGACUCAAUCGGCUGGCAAGCAACGCCAAGUCAAGAGCAGCGCAGGCAGUCAUUCCACCUCUCGCACGGGCGACUCCAAUGAUCUACUUGGAGACUUCGACACUUCUUGGGAAGUAACGGCGCCAGCCGACAAUUCUCGUCCAGAAGACAAGACCCCAAAUACGCCUGGCAGCGCAGACUUGAGUGGGUCUCUACUAAGCGAACGGGAUCGGUCGGCGACAAGGGCAACAAUUGGAAGCGGGCGUGGACGAGGUCGAUAUGCUCAACGCAGCACCGGCUUGGCCGGCAGUCGCAAAUCUGUUAAUGACAGGAGAUACCUUGAUUCUGAUGAGGAGGAGUACGAGCCGGGGACGAACGUCGACGCGCAGCAGCGCAAGGUCGGCAGAUACUCGGACGAUCCUAGCGCAAGGGAUGAUGAUAGCUGGGACUGGGCAACGACGAGUUCGCCGCAGCCUCACCUCUGGAAAGACGCUCCAGCAUCUCCACCUGCCCCGGCGUUGCCUCCUAAGCUAGCUCGACCCCUCGCAUUCGCAUCCGCUCCAGCGAGAAGCAGCUUGGAAGCGUCUGCAGCGUCCUCUCGAUUGGCCACUGCUACUCCGCCUCUGCGGUCAGGUACUCCUCAAUCCACAAUCGCCAGGUCUUCCACCUCGACUCCGCCUAUCUUGGCGCCACCUCCACCAGCAACGAGCGGCUACACGACAGCGAGUGGGAGAGUUGGCAGCCUGUUGCCCCCGCCACCUCCGCCCUCCUCGAGAUCGGCGCAACAGCCAGCGACAAACCAGCUCGACCUUUCUGGCUUUGGAGCAGCUCCUCCUUCAGCCGCGCCGCGUACUCAGAAUGAUGCUGCGGGUCCUGCCAGUACGCAGCAAGGCCGGGACGCCAGUCAGGGUCCCAAAGCUCAAGGACUGAGCCAGGCGGACUUGAGCUUCUUUGACAGUUUAUAG